CCCAGCGGGGAGGCGGCGGCGGCGGCGGCAGCGCUGGGAGCGGGUCCGUGGUGCGGAGUCCGGCGCAGCUUCCUGGUCGCGUGCGGGGAGCCCGGCACCUGCUCGGCGCCGCCCGCGGGAGAGAGGCGCCCGGGCCGGGAGCAGCGGGGCGGCGCUGCCCCAUGGUGCGGCAGGCUAUUCAGCAAUAGUUAUGAACUCCCGGUUACGAGCGUUAGGUGGGAGGAUAAAUAAUAUACGAGCAUCAGAACUACCAAAAGAGAAAACCCGAUCAGAGAUCAUCUGUAGUGUCCACUUUUUGGAUGGCUCAGUACAAAGCUUCAAAGUCAAUAAACAAGAUACUGGUCAGGUUUUGUUGGAUAUGGCCUAUAACCACUUGGGUGUAACAGAGAAGGAAUAUUUUGGUUUACAACAAAGUGAAGAGUCAGUAGAUUCCCCUCGAUGGCUCGAAUCAAGCAAACCUGUUAGAAAACAGCUUAAAGGAGGUUUUCCCUGCACCAUCCAUUUUCGAGUAAGAUUUUUUAUACCCGAUCCCAACACACUGCAGCAAGAACAAACCAGGCAUUUAUUCUUCUUACAACUGAAGACAGAUAUUUUGGAAGGAAGGUUGUUAUGCCCUCUUAAUUCUGCUGUUGUCCUUGCAUCUUAUGCCGUACAGUCUCAGUUUGGAGACUAUAACUCUUCAGUACAUCUUUCAGGAUAUCUCUCAAAUUAUUGCUUCAUACCAGAUCAGAACGAAGAUUUUUUAACCAAAGUAGAAUCACUACAUGAACAGCACAGUGGUCUCAAGCAAUGUGAAGCAGAGUCCUGCUAUAUAAACAUAGCACGAACCCUUGAAUUCUAUGGAGUAGAAUUACACAGUGGUAGAGAUCUACAUAAUCUAGAUUUGAUGAUUGGAAUUGCUUCAGGAGGUAUUGCUGUGUACAGAAAAUUUAUUUGCACAAGUUUCUAUCCCUGGAUGAACAUAUUAAAAAUUUCCUUUAAAAGGAAAAAAUUUUUUAUACAGCAACGGCAAAAACAUAAUGAAUCCAGAGAACAUAUAGUUGCCUUCAACAUGCUAAAUUACAGAGCAUGCAAAAAUCUUUGGAAAUCUUGUGUAGAGCAUCACACGUUUUUUCAGACAAAGUCAUCACUACCUCAUGAAAGAAAGAUAUUAUCCCAUUAUUGGACCUUUGGUUCUAGAAACCCAACAAAGUCUGUAAACAGCCACUACUUCAGAAAAGUCAUAGGUGGGAUGGUAUGGAACCCAACUAUGAGGAGAUCUUUAUCUGUUGAACAUCUAGAGACCAAAAGCCUGCCUUCUCGGUCUCCUCCUGUUACCCCUACUUGGAGGAGUCCUAGACUACGUCAUGAGAUUCGUAAACCACGACAUUCAUCUGUAGACAACCUUACAAAUGAGAUUGCGUAUAUUACAGAAACAGAGGAUGUUUUUUACACAUAUAAGGGUUCUCCAACAUCAAAGGACAGUGAUUCAGAGUUCUCCCAGAACCGCAGUCCACGGAGGAGGUCAUCUGAACAAGAAUCACCAAAGAAUGUAUUGGAAAAUAGUCCAACACAGAACUGUCUGACUCAUACCUCACCUGUUGCCUUGUCCCAGUCUCCCAAUGGAGUUGGUAACUUUUCAGGCUCUUAUCCAUUGGAUGGGGUGGACAAACAGUUUUUAGAAACAUAUGAUAAUGUCACCAAAGGGAGCUUAACAGAAGAUUCCAGUCAGUACUACUGUGAUAAGAAUGAAGUAAUUGAUGGAGAUUUGCUUUUGGUGCGAAUCACUCCAGAUGAAGAUGGGAAAUUUGGAUUUAAUCUGAAGGGUGGUGUUGAUCAAAAAAUGCCUCUGGUAGUGUCAAGAAUAACUCCAGGAUCAUCUGCUGAUACAUGUAUUCCAAAACUGAAUGAAGGUGAUCAGAUAGUGUUAAUCAAUGGUCGAGACAUCUCAGAGCAUACUCAUGACCAAGUGGUAAUGUUUAUAAAAGCCAGCAGAGAACUGCACACAAGAGAGCUUGCACUUCUGGUCAGGCGGAAAGUUGCUAAACCCUUGGUUGAGACCAAGUCAGAAGAUGAAGCAGAUUCCCAGAAUUUUCUAGAAUCCAUCAUUCGCACGUAUUCAGAGUACGGUGACACACUAGAGGGGUCUAUGGAACAACUGAAGAAAGGUCUGGAAAGCGGGGCAGUACUCAUUCAAUUUGAGCAACUUUAUAGAAAGAAGCCAGGGCUGGCUGUUACGUGUGCAAAAAUACCUCAAAAUAUGGACAAAAAUCGAUACAAAGAUGUUCUACCUUAUGACGCCACACGGAUAAUAUUGCAGGGAAACGAAGAUUACAUAAAUGCAAACUAUGUGAAUAUGGAAAUUCCUUCUGCUGGCAUUGUGAACAGAUAUAUCGCCACUCAAGGUCCUCUUCCACAUACCUGUGCACACUUCUGGCAGGUAGUCUGGGAUCAUAGGUUGUCGCUGAUCAUCAUGUUGACAACCCUCACCGAACGAGGACGGACCAAAUGUCAUCAGUAUUGGCCUGAUCCACCAGAUAUAAUGGAGUAUGGAAACUUUCGUGUCAAAUGUCAAUCUGAAGAUUGUACUAUUGCCUAUGUUUUUAGGGAAAUGGUGAUUACAAAUAUUGAGACAGAGGAAGAGCACACCAUCACCCAUCUCCAGUAUGUUGCUUGGCCUGAUCAUGGUGUUCCUGAUGACUCCAGGGACUUUUUGGAGUUUGUCACCUGUAUGAGGCCAAAGAGAGUAGAGAAUGAACCGGUCCUUGUUCAUUGCAGUGCUGGAAUAGGCCGCACUGGUGUAUUGGUCACUAUGGAAACAGCUAUGUGCUUAAUUGAAAGAAACCAACCGGUUUAUCCACUGGAUAUUGUACGAAAAAUGCGAGACCAGCGAGCUAUGAUGGUGCAAACAUCAAGUCAGUACAAGUUUGUGUGUGAAGCUAUUCUUCGUGUUUACAAGGAAGGAUUAGUUCGACCACUGGAUUCCAGUUAGUACACCUGUGAAAGGAUUAAUUUCAUCUUCUAAAAACACCGGUUGUCAUAAAGCAAGGGUCUCAUUUCUGUAAGUGACUAGAGAAUUCAUCAAAAGCGCAUGGGAAGUCAGAUGAGCACAUUUGAGCUGUGGCACUUUAAAUUUCUGUAAAGGAUUACUAAAUCAUGUACAGUAUAUAGAAGACAUGUAUAUAUGUAUAUGAGAGUAGUUGUGCAUAAUAUGCAUUAUAUACAUACUGAAAAGAAAUAAUCAAGGAAACUUUAGUACAUAACCUGCAUCUUUUACUGCUGUAAAAACAAGUUUUCCUCUAGAAUUUAUUUUAACUCUGGUGUUUACCAUUCUAAAAUACAAAAGGAAAACCAGCAGUAUUAAUGAAAAAAAAGUGCCCCAGUUAAUGAGGCAUUGAGUGUCUUCAUCUCCUAUUGAAGUCCAUGGGAGUAGAAUGCUCAACACCUUGCAAAACUGGGACCAAAAUAUUGAUAUACAAAGUAGAGUUGGUCAUAUUAUUUGGUUCAUAGAGGUUUGUCAAACAUUUUACAUAAAUAGAAUGCCAAGGGCUAAACCCUAAACAUGUCCAUUAAGAGCCAGAGCAAUUAAAGAAUUAACUCCCAUCAACCUGAUUGCAAAUAUGCCGGUUAUACUAAUAAACUUUUAAUAAAUCAAACAUAGCAUACCUGACACGCAAACUAAUGUUGCUUUGCAGGUUUUAUUGAGAUCUUACACAGCUUGAAUUUCCCGUUUUCUUGACCUUUCAAUAGUUUACCUAUUUCCUGUAGCCUCUUCCGCUCUGCUCCUUUGCACCCUAAUAUGGUACAUCCUGUUUAUACUUAAUUUCACUGUGUUUUCUUGUGGUUUUUCUCUUUAUAGACUGAAAACAUUUAAACUAAAGGUUUAAGUCUCAUUUGUCUUUGUUUCCCAGUGUAUUUAUUAGUUCUCACAUGCAGGAGUGGACUAAUAUUGCACACCAACUGCUAAAUGCUUUGGCUUACUAUAAAUGCAGACUGGCCCAAUGCAGUAUCGGAAAAAAUGUACUACUGAACCUAUUAAACAUGUUGCUGCUAACUCAAGGUGUAAAACUUGCAAGGACACAGAGGCUACUAGUGUUCAGAUGAUAAAACAUUGACUUCAUUGCCAUUCAAUAGAAAUCUUAUUCUAAUUCAGUGGAAUGCAAUAGUGUGAGGUGCCUCUUUCAUAUUUCUUUCCUUUGUAUAAAUGCAGUUAAGUUCAUAUGAAGACUUCUACGUAAAGAGAGAGAAUUUGUGCAUUGCUAAAUAAUUCACCCUAAGGUACAAUGGUCUCAGUUUCAUUUCAAAGGGAAGAAUUGGACUUUCUGAACAAUAUAACCACAAUUGUAUGACAUUAAUUUAUUCUGAAUACACUUUUUGAUUGUCCUAGAUAAUUCUGCAUUUGUGAAUAGUGUGUUAAUUUUAAAAAAAAAGUUCUAUGGGAUUGUAUAUAAUUCUGUUAUUUAAAGAUUCGUUCUAAAUAAGGAAAGUUGUCUAAAAUUUAUAUUGGACAUAUAAGCCAGAUGUUCAUAUGUGUGUAAAAAAAAAAGAAAAAAAAACUAAUUUUCUCUUUAUAUAUAUAUAUACAUACACUUAUAUACAUAUACAUUUUAGAACUAUAAUUUGUCUUAUGAAUGCUAUCAUUUGUAUUUGACAACAGAUUAUUUUAUAGAAACUUCCACACCUGGAUAUGCUGCAAUCUUUGACAUCCAAGAGACUUUUUUUCAGAAGAAGAUGGUUUGAAAGCAGGUGUAGUUCAUUCUAGAUCACUCACCCUUCUGUUGUGCAGAUUGGUCCCUUCUUGGAGAUUACAUCAUUAGUCGUAGUUGGAGGGAGAGAGUUUUUUGGUACUUUUCUUUAGUCAAGACGUUCAUGCUAUUCAGAACAAAUGGGGUUAUAUGGCAGCCUAGCUAAUAUGUAUCGGUUGAAGGGUGAGUAGUUUUUCAUAUUCUUUCAAAUAUGCUAUUCAAGAUUUAGCUUGAAUUGGUGCUUGUCGUAUACUGAACCACUAUUAUCUGGUGGAUUAGGCAUGGAUUAGAAUUCAAGAGAGUGUUUCUAGCCCAGAUUCUGAUACUAUUUUGCUUUGACUGUGGCAAGUCAUUUAACCUCUCUGUGCCUCAGUUACCCCAUAUAUAAAAUGGGGCUGCUUGUGCUUAUUACCUUUGUAAAGCAUUUUGGAAAAAACACAUGAAAAAGUGCUAUAUGUGUGCAAAUUAUCUAUUAUUAUUAUUAUUAUCCUUAUAAUACAGGACUGUUAGUGUUAAAAAUUGUUGCUGCUGCAUUACUGGAAAUUUGGCAACUGCAGAAGGCUCAAAGCACUAAAAGAGCCGUAUCUCCCAUCUGAUUCACUGUCAGGAGGUUUCCUUUUAUUAUGUCUUCAGUCCCCUUUGCAUCCACCCAGCACUUUCAGAAGUAGCACUGCCUCCUCCCCCACCCCCGCCCUCCAGGUCCUUGAGAAGAAGUGCUGCUUACAGUUAAUCUUACUGGCAAGUGAUAGUGUGACAGGAGCCAGAAAAGAAGUGGAGAAAAGAGUAUAAGAGAACAGCAUGAGAAGAUUGAGAGACUCCCUUGUGGUAUACAUUUGAUUCCUUAAAAUAUUUUAUUAUUUUUAGCCUACUUGUGUUCCAGGAGGUUAAUGUGUUUCUGCCACUAGUCAUGCUCCUCUUUAUUGUGUCCAGCAUAUAAUGUACUUCCCAAAAUGCAAUAAGUUACUUCCAGUACAUAACUCCAGUAUCUUCCAGCAGUGCUGUACAGCUUUGCCUUAUACGUUAAUGCACAUGUAAUGUUAAAAGUGUGUAAUCAUAUUUUGCUAUAUAAAGCUUUUCCUUUUUGGUCUGGUAGGUCUAGAGAAAAGACUGGAUUUUUAUUUUGAAUUUCUUCAAUUAAUACUUGGAUUCUCAGAGAUCGUAUAAGGCACUGAUACCUGCUGUAGUAUUAACUUGAAACAGCUGUUUAAAAAGACAAGUUGAUAAUUUCUGUAAUUAGUAUACUUUUUAAGAUCAAAAGAGCAAAUCUUAAUCUGAAAAUUGACCAGUAAUUUGUCUACUUCUAUUUCACAGUCUUGCUGGGUUUUGCACAUAUACAGUUAGCCUUUUUUUUUCUUUUUUUCUUUUUUUUAAGUGCCCAACAUGGGCCUUUGGGGAAUGAAUGCCUUCCUUUUAUCAAAUGGGUAGUGAUUUUGCCCUGGGCUGUAUAAACCUUAAAAUUUGAUCUUGUAACAGAAGCAUAAUAACUGGAAAGGUCUUUUCAACUCUGAUGUUUUUGUCACAAUUGAAUAAACUUUAGCAAGAUGUGUGGGUAAUUAUAUAUGCAUAUAAUAAUUACUUGAUUAUUAGUAGGAGUUAGGCUCUUAACCCCUAAAAUACUUACGUGCCAGGGUGAAGUAGACAAGUAAAAAGAGAUGCUGUGAAGUCAAGAGUCCAUAUAAACCACCACAAGCAUGCGUACCUCAUUUUUUCUUGUUAGUAUACAGUCAAAUAAUUAAAAUAGUGUAGUACUCAAAAUUCAUAGCGUGGAAAAAAAUAGGCCUUAUCUAUUCUUGUCCACUGGAAAAAGUACUAAUAUUUAUUCUUCUGAACUUAGAAAGGUAAACUUUAAACCAAAGUAGUUUUAUAUUUGCUACUCAAGUAAACCAAAAUGCCUGUUACAAGUGUCUCCAGAAUUUUGUCAAAGGAGCACUACAGAGCCCUACAUGUGAUGUUCCAUAGCUGUAGUAAGAGUGGCAGAUUUCACCAUAUUUUGAAAAUAAAAAUGGUGCCAUAAACCCAAGUAUGCCUUUAGUAUAUUAUGGCUAAUCCAGUUAAAAUAUAACCAAAAAGAAAAGAUAGCUAAGAUUACAUACUUGUUACAGAGUACUGGUUAGGCAGACCAUAAAUAUACCAUAUUGCACCAUAGUGCCAAAAUAUCCCCACAAAUUCUUUGAUUUUGUUGCCAGUAACCUUGCCAGUAGAGCUUUGUACUUAAUUAUGUGUAAUUAAAAUGUACCUUAAUUGUUCAGCAAUAUAUUUGAUCGUACAUCUGAUUUCUCUUACCAUACAUCUAAUUUUUUGCUUUCUAUGAAAUAUUCAGUACAUUGUUUUGAAACAACAGAAGCGCUGAAACAAUAGUGAACUGUAUGUUUGUUUUAUUCCAAAUGUAAUAAUUUAACCAAGAAGAAAAAAUGGUAUUCCUAAUAGGUAGUGUCCUUAUAUGCCAAAAUAAAACAGGUGUCCAAUAACUAAAAACCCUGUCUUAAAGGCCUGGUGGGUUCACACUUGAUCAACUUAAAAAUAAUCAAAAUAGUGCAAUUCAAACAUUAAUAUGAGCCUCCUCAAACUUUCUUAACAAUGGUGUUAUUCUGAAAUGUCCUUAAAGAAAGCAUUUAGAGGCAAAUUUGAUUUUAUUCAUUCACAUAAAGACUUUCUAGAAAUAAUGUGCAAAAGGAAAUGUUUAUAUUUCCAUUGUUAACCCUACAAUUAUUCUAAUUGUUUAAAAGCUUGUAUUAAUUGAAAUUAUAUAGAAGCUAAAGUUGUUUCAUGAAACACUUUUGUUCAAAAGGAAUUGAAAGCCAAGUGAAUGAUUAAUUCAUUAUUUAAAACAUAAUGUUUUGAUGUGUUCUCUUGCAUGUAGGAUCUGACACUGAUAGUGUUAAACCAUAUCAGGUGACUCUGUUCUAACAAUAGCAUUGUAUUAAUAGACUAAGCAUGAUAAUUUUAUGUUAUAUGAUUUGUUUCAACAUUCAACAUAUUUCUUUUUCCAAUCAUGCAGUUGCACAGCACAGUAGACUUCCAUAUAAGAACUGUUAUACUAGAUCAGACUAAUGGUCCAGCUAGCCAAGAAUCCUGUCUUCUGACAGGAAUGAACAAAACAGGGCAAUUAUCGAAUGAUCCAUCCAGUUUCAUUCAGUCCCAGAUUCUAGCAGUCAGAGGUUUAGGAACAUCCAGAGCAUGCAAUCCCUGAAUAUCUUGGCUAAUAGCCAUUGAACUUCAUGAACUUAUCUAGUUCUUUUUUGAACCUAACUAUUCUUUUGGCCUUCACAACAUCCCCGGCAACAAAUUCCACAGAUUGACGGUGACUUGUGGGAAGAAGUACCUCCUUAUGUUAAUUUCGUUGGGUGACCCCUGGUUCCUGUGUUAUGUGAAGGGGUAAAUAACACUUCCUUAUUCACUUUCUCCACCCCAGUCGUGAUUUUAUUAACUGCUAUUUUAUCCCCUCUUAGUCGUCUCUUUUCUAAGAUGAGCAGUCCCAGUCCUUUUAUUCUCUUCUCAUGUGGAAGCUGUUCCAUCCCCCUCAUCAAUUUUGUUGCCCUUCUCUGUACCUUUUCCAAUUCUCUAUAUCUUCUUUUAAAUGGGGUGACCAGAACUGCACAUAGUAUUCAAGGUGUGGUGUACAAUGGAUUUAUAUAGUGGCAUUAUAAUGUUUUCUGUCUUACUAUCUAUCACUUUCCUAAUGGUUCCUAGCAUUCUGUUUGCUUUUUUGACUGCUGUUGCACAUUGAACAGAUGUUUUCAGAGAACUACCCAUGGCGACUCCAAGAUCUCGUUCUGAAUGGUAACAGCUAAUUUGGAACCCUGAUAUUUUUUAUUUACAGUUGGGAUUAUUUUCUCCAAUGUGCAUUACUUUGCAUUUAUCAACAUUGAAUUUCGUCUGCCAUUUUCUUGCCCAGUCACCCAGUUUUGUGAGAUCCCUUUGUAACUCUUCGCAGUCAGCUUUGGACUUACACUAUCUUAAGUAAUUCCGUCUUGUCUGCAGACUUUGCCACCUCACUGUUUACCCCCUUUUCCAGAUUAUUUAUGAAUAUGUUGAACAGCACAGGUCCCAGUACAGAUCCUUGUGGGACCCCUCUAUUCAUCUCUCCAAUGUGAAAAUUGACCAUUUAUUCUUAACUUUUGUUGCCUAUCUUUUAACGAGUUACUGGUCCAUGAGAGGAUCUUCCCUCUAAUCUCAUGACUGAUGGUGUUGGACUUUGUGAAAGGCUUUCCGAAAAUCCAAUACACUAUCUCAACUGGAUCACCCUUGCUUGCUGACCCCCUCAAAGAAUUCUAAUAUGAAUUAUUAUUAUAUUAUGAUGAGGGAUGAUUUCCCUUUACAAAAGAUGUGUUGACUCUUCCCCAACGUAUCCCGUUCAUCUAUGUGUCUGAUAAUUGUGUUCUUUACUAAACUUUCAACCAAUUUGCCUGGUAUUGAAGUUAAGCUUACUGGCCUGUAAUGGCCAGAAUCACUUCUGGAGCCUUUUUUAAAAAUCGGUGUUACGUUAGCUAUCUGCCAGUCAUCUGGUACAGAGGCUGAUUUAAGUGAUAUGUUACAUACCGCAGUUAAUAAUUCUGCAAUUUCAUAUCAGAGUUCCUUCAAAACUCUUGGUUGAAUUCCAUCUUGUCCUGUUGAGUUAUUACUGUUUCAUUUAUCAAUUAGUUCCAAAACCACCUCUAUUGACACCUCAAUCUGCCACAGUUCCUCAGAUUUGUCUCCUAAAAAGAAUGGCUCAGGUGUGGGAAUCUCCCUAACGUCCUCUGCAGUUAAGACUGAUGCAAGAAAUUAAUUUAGCUUUUCUGAAAUGGCCUUGUCUUCCUUGAGUGCUCCUUUAGCUCUUUGAUCAUCCGAUGGCCCCACUCACUGUUUGGCAGGCUUCUUACUUCUGAUGUACUUAAAAAAUGUACAGUACAUUAUAUCCACAAUCAAUGGGAUUUGCCAUAUUUCAGAGAUGUGAAUUUUUUGCAACAAACAAAUCUUUAGUUGAUGGUACAGUACACUGAUAUGCUUUUAAAUUUUUCCUUACUGGAAAUACGAGUUCAAGAAGUGCAAGGCAAGUGUAUAUUAUAAUUAUGCUCCAUCCAUUUUGUAUAGCUGAACUUUCUGUAGCUUAGUAGUUUGUUAGCUUCUGAGCACGGAUAUUUUUUUAACUGAACAAACUUUUCUUAAAUAUUAAGAACACUUUGAACUCAAACUGCAUGUGUGAACUGCUCUGUACUAAGAUAAAGAAAAGGGGGAGAGAUGGGUAAAGUAGGAAUUCAGUGAAUUCCAGAAAAUGGUAGCCAUUAGUACUGCAUGUUUCAUUUAUAAUAUAGUAAAGGCUCCACUAAAUAUUUCCAGAGAGAUACAUAGUAAACUGUACUUUAAUGAUGGCCUGCAAAAAAAAAAAAAAUGAUCUUGUUCCCUUUUGUAUUUCCCUGGUUUUGCUUAAGACUUUUUGGAGGGGUCUCAGAUUAUAUUUUUUACUCGCUGUUUCAGCUGAACUGAAAGGAUGAGGGUUUUGAAUCUUCCUUUAUCCAAAACAUUCAGUAAUCAUUUAAGUUAAAUAGGUGUUAACAUAAGCAGCAAGAGUUUGACUGAACUUCCCUUUCAUUUUUCAGUUGCUCAGCUUUCACUGUCUUAAUUCUUGUGAUGUGAUCAUUUCAGUAAUUCUCCAGUGAUCACUGGUUCUGUCCACACUACAGCCAUUUUUUCAAGGUUCCAGUUGUUGCUAAAGCCAAUUCAGCUUUACCAGUGUUAGCAACAUUAGUACCCUUUGAACAUAAAAAAAUAACAGCUGCCAUCUUUGUUUUGAACACCAUAUUGUUUAUAUUUGCUGCAAGUAGAGUUAGAUGAUGCUGAAGUCUGCCUACAUUAGAACUCCUAGCAUUUGCUUUAGUUCCGCUGGUGUUAGCAAGUGGGAAUUGUUUGAAAAAGCAGGGGGAAUUCUUUUUAGGGCAGUCAAGACCUGAAUUUCUAACUUAACGAAUGAGCAGAACAAAUUCUUUAAAAAGAAAAGUCUUAAUGAAAACAUGAUAAAGUGAAAAAAGACACAAGUCCCAUUUUUUAUUUUCCUUUAAAAUGUGUUUAUAUAUGUUAUUUCUGUAGGAGUGAACAGAGACCAAUUUUCCUACUUAAUAGAAAAUCCUGUUCAUCAUGUUUUUUCCUGUUGAAGUUGACCUAUGAAGGAUAUAGUAAAGUGGACUUGUGCCCUUUGUGGCUUAUGGGUGUGUAAAAAAGGCCUGAAAGUUGUAUUUCUUCCAAAAAAAGGUUGAUGGUUGUUUUCUGCUUAUUUUUAAGUUAUGAAUUUCUUGGAAAAGUCCAUGUGACUGAAGAACUUGUAACAUUAUGACAUCAUAAAUGCUGAGGACUUGAGAAAGGAAGAGAGUGUUAGCCAGACAGCUGCCUACCACAUUAAUACCAAUGAACAUUUUGGGGAAAGGAUGUCUUUCCUAAAUAAUCAAUCUCCAUCCUUUUAAUUUAGGUGAGAGCGCUCACAGCACACUUGCUGUCAGACCUUCAAGAAAUCCUCUUGAAAAGAACUGAUUUGACAUCCCUGAUAUUUCUAAUAUUGUUGGGAGUAGGGGGGGAGGCAGCCCACUCUUUCAGGUCUUCAAGUGAGCAGCGUUAUUCAUUUAAAAUCCUUUGUAGAUCACCUUCAAGUUUGACACAGAGAAAUUAGUUAGCUUUCUAUCCAAGAGGAGGAAAACUGACUAAAUCCUGUCUAGGAAAGAAAGUUCAAAAUACCUUAGUGUCAGCUUAGGUAAAUUUUAGUUUUCCACUCAUAAGUGAUAGUUUGGCGAAGUAGCAGUUGACUCUUGUUAUCAAUCAGUGCCCACCCUUCUGAUUCAAGGCUUCAUUUACUUAAAUAAUGGUCUGUUGUUAAAUUUGUUCUUUUCCUAAUUUCCAAAGGAAAUUAAGUUCCUGUCAUGAGGAAGACGAGGAAGGGAGUUAGUAUACACACUCAAUAUCAAAUCCAGGUUUCACAAAAUAAAUGGCAAACAUUAAUGCAUGUAUUCCAGAUUUCUGUAGUGAGUAGUAACCAUAAUUUAUCUAUCUGUUUCUGCACUUUGUCCAUGUAACAUUAAUAGAGAGAGAAAGACAAGAAAAAUGGAGCAGACGAUUUUACCAAAGUUUUAAGAUGAAAUAAGUAUACAUUAUAAUAAAUGUGUUAUUAAAAGUUGGCCUUUGUUUUGUUUGACAUGUCCUGUUCUCUCUAUUACUAGAAUAAAAUAUAUGAGACUUGGGGAAGCCAGGAAUUUGACAAGCAACUUGAAAAGUUUCCAUUAUUUCAAUGACUAAAUUUAUAUUUUUAUAUAUGUUCAGGUAGAGUUUUUAUCUGAGAUGUAGAUCAAGCAUGUAAAAUAAUACAUGUUUAAUGAUUCUGGCUAUUUUUUUGUUCAUGGUUGUGUCUGUGCCACUGAGUAAUGUCUUCUUCUGAGAUCUUAGCUGCCAGUGCAUAAAAGUUGUAAAAGAGUUGAUGUGUUGAAAGGUGGGGGGGAGGAAGGGAAAUAAUUCUGUAUCCUUAACUGUGCUUGUCUUUUAAAUCAUUAAAAUGUAAAUUGAUGUUAAUAUUUCAAAGCUUAAUUUAUUGUUCAAAAAUGUAGACACACUUCUUCCUGAAAUGAAUGUAACAUUUUUCUUUUUUAUUUUUAUAGGAAUAAAAUAUUGGUUAAUGUUUUCAGUAUAAUUUCCUUGGGUUAUUGGAACUGUUCUGAACACAAUAUUAUGGCCACCAUUUAUGUUGUUGGUUAAAGGCUAUUGGUGAAAUAAAGCAUUUUUGGUUAUC
Messenger RNA from Chelonia mydas (Green sea turtle), 12471 nucleotides. RefSeq names its product protein tyrosine phosphatase non-receptor type 3 (gene PTPN3). The record is from RefSeq and is a predicted model, not a curated record. Gene Ontology annotation, biological process: protein dephosphorylation. The transcript has 27 exons. The coding region runs from base 191 to 2971 and encodes 926 amino acids. Gene Ontology annotation, molecular function: protein tyrosine phosphatase activity; cytoskeletal protein binding. NCBI's taxonomy places the organism in Eukaryota, Metazoa, Chordata, Testudines, Cheloniidae. Gene Ontology annotation, cellular component: cytoskeleton; cytoplasm; cytoplasmic side of plasma membrane.